This is a messenger RNA of Aspergillus brunneoviolaceus CBS 621.78, 1868 nucleotides long. RefSeq names its product 4-aminobutyrate transaminase gatA (gene gatA). Gene Ontology annotation, molecular function: pyridoxal phosphate binding. Gene Ontology annotation, biological process: GABA catabolic process. The record is from RefSeq and is a predicted model, not a curated record. Bases 280 to 1776 code for a protein of 498 amino acids. Lineage: Eukaryota; Fungi; Ascomycota; Eurotiomycetes; Eurotiales; Aspergillaceae. Gene Ontology annotation, cellular component: mitochondrion. The transcript is spliced from 4 exons.
GCCAAAUUUUGGAGGGGAGUUUUUGUUCUUGAUUUCCAAGUGUCAAUCAUCUUCUUGACUGUCUAUUGCAGCUUCAUCUUCAAUCUUUUCUGCUGAUUGUCGACUAUUAGGCUGGUUGGGCGAUCUAUCCUAUCUCUCCCCUCAAUCCCUUAUCUGUCGUCAUCGCGUUAUCAUCCCUCUCCACUCCGCUUUUUUGUCCUGGUUGUGCCUGGCACAAGGGAUAACUAUUCUACUCUUCUACCCAAACCACCCACCAAAUAAUCUCCCUGUAUAUUCACAAUGGCAGCUGUCUUCCGCUCCAGCCUCAAGCUUCGCACGGCGACUCGCCUUUCGGCAGUCCGCCCCCUCAGCACCACUGCCCACUUGCGGGCUGCUGAGGAGCCAUUCUUCCCCGAUGAGCCCACGGCUCCCAAGUUGGCCACCGCCAUUCCCGGCCCCAACAACAAGGCUGCUGCUCAGAAGCUGGAUCAGGUCUUUGACGUGCGCAGCUUGAACAUGCUGGCUGACUACUACAAGUCUACUGGAAACUACAUCGCCGAUACGGACGGAAACCUUCUCCUUGAUGUCUACGCCCAGAUUGCCUCCAUCCCUGUUGGUUACAACAACCCUCACCUCCGCAAAGUGGCCGAGUCUCCCGAGAUGGUCAAUGCCUUGAUUAACAGACCCGCACUGGGCAACUUUCCCUCUCACGACUGGGCCGACAUCUUGAACACGGGCAUUCUCAAGGUUGCUCCCAAGGGUCUCAAUCAGGUCUUCACUGCCUUGGCUGGUUCCGAUGCCAACGAGACUGCUUACAAGGCGGCUUUCAUGUACUACCGCCAGCGCGAGCGUGGUGGUGCCGAGAAGGAGUUCACCGAGGAGGAGCUGCAGACUACCAUGAACAACCAGUCCCCGGGGUCCCCUCAGCUGUCGAUCAUGUCCUUCAAGUCUGCCUUCCACGGCCGUCUCUUCGGUAGUCUGUCUACUACCCGCAGCAAGCCUAUCCACAAGCUUGAUAUUCCUGCCUUUGACUGGCCCCAGGCUCCCUUCCCUUCGCUCAAGUACCCCUUAGAGGAGCAUGCCGCGGAGAAUGCUCAGGAGGAGCAGCGCUGCUUGCAGGAGGUUGAGCGCCUGAUUAAGGAGUUCCACAACCCUGUGGCAGCUGUUGUGGUUGAGCCUAUCCAGUCGGAGGGUGGUGACAACCACGCCUCUCCUGCUUUCUUCCAGGGUCUCCGCGACAUCACCAAGCGCCACAAUGUCCUGUUCAUCGUUGAUGAGGUGCAGACCGGCGUGGGCGCUACUGGAAAGUUCUGGGCCCAUGACCACUGGAACUUGACGACUCCCCCCGAUAUUGUGACUUUCUCCAAGAAGGCCCAAACUGCCGGAUAUUACUACGGAAACCCCGCUCUGCGCCCCAACAAGCCUUACCGUCAGUUCAACACCUGGAUGGGUGACCCGGCCCGUGCCCUCAUCUUCCGCGGUAUCACCGAGGAGAUUGAGCGCCUGAACCUGGUGGAGAACACUGCGAUCACUGGUGACUACCUGUUCGCCGGUCUCGAGCGUCUUGCUAAGCAGUACCCCGAGCACUUGCAGAACCUCCGUGGCAAGGGCCAGGGUACCUUCAUUGCCUGGGACUCUCCCAAGCGUGAUGAAUUCUUGGCCAAGGCCAAGAACGUCGGCGUCAACAUUGGAGGAAGCGGCCAGAGCGCCGUUCGCCUGAGGCCCAUGUUGAUCUUCCAGAAGCACCAUGCUGAUAUCCUCUUGGAGAGCGUUGAGAAGAUCAUCAAGCAGCUGUAAAGCGGCUCGAUUGGCGACCAACAUUUCUUCUUUAUCUGGGACAUUUGUGAUUGAAAUCUGGCGUUCAGUGGUACAUCAGGCGGGUCGGCAAU